This is a messenger RNA of Meriones unguiculatus (Mongolian gerbil), 6573 nucleotides long. It is a transcript of the gene Palld, whose product is annotated as palladin, cytoskeletal associated protein. The transcript has 24 exons. The record is from RefSeq and is a predicted model, not a curated record. Bases 429 to 4646 code for a protein of 1405 amino acids. Gene Ontology annotation, biological process: actin cytoskeleton organization; homophilic cell-cell adhesion; cell migration. Gene Ontology annotation, cellular component: plasma membrane. NCBI's taxonomy places the organism in Eukaryota, Metazoa, Chordata, Mammalia, Rodentia, Muridae.
AUUCAGAACUGGUGUGUUUGAGAAUUUUAAUGGGGCAAGAUCAGAUGCACUAAUGUGAAUAAGGAUGGUGGAGAGAAAUGGAGAAACGAAGAGAAAUGUAGAAAAAUCUAGAGAAAUGAAGAGCAGGAAUUAAGUGCAGGAUACUCCGCACUGAGAAAUUCUAAGGUUAUCCGCUACAAACAAUGUUCUAAUGAUUGACAUGACCCAUGCUUAUAGCACCGUUUCUUGUCACGGUUUUCUUGGUAAGCAGUCAGACACAAAUCUCAAGAACACAUCUUAAAAACAUUUCACACUGAUAAGGAAAUACAUGGGAAGCAAGAAGCAGUAACCGUCACGCUGACCUACAAUGCCAUGAAAGCAAGGACACAGGUUUCCUGUGCCCCCAGCCUUCCUACUACAAGCAAGGACUGUGUGGAGACUGCUCAGCUAUGUCAGAAACUUCCUCCCACGACUCCUUCUAUGAUUCUUUAUCAGACGUGCAGGAAGAGGGCAAAAAUGCUGACUUCUUCCCAGGGCUCUCUGCUUUUCUCAGCCAGGAAGAAAUACACAAAAGCCUUGACCUGGCCCGCAGAGCUAUAGACAACUCUGAAACUGAAGAUUUUGACUCAGAAAAGGAAAUCUCACAGAUUUUCAGCGAGUCUUCCGUAAGCCUCUGCGAAUCUCCUUCCCACAAGGAGACCAAACCCUGCCAGCCGGCUCCCUCAGAAAGACCUCCAGACAACAGGCCAGCUCCUCUGCAGCCUCUGGUAGGAGAGCAAGCUGAAAGGAUCAGUUCCCCAGCUUCAAAGAGGAAAGCUGCAGUACCACCCCUGCUGGCCAGUCCCAGCUACAUCCGGAGCCUCCGCAAGGCUGAAAAGAGAGGUGCAAAAAUCCCCAAUCCAAGUGCAAAGCCCAAAGCUGCCCAGCAAAGCAAGACUGGCCCCCAGAGCCAACUGUGCGACAAGGCUGCUAGUUUCAUCGAGGAACUGACAUCCAUAUUUAGAGAGGCAGCCAAGCCAAGAAACAGAAGCCCAAAUGGUGAGUCCUCGUCACCCGACAGUGGGUAUCUGUCUCCUAAAAAUCAAUCAUCAACCCUGAUGACUGCCUCAGCCAGCCAGAGCCCCACUGGAGACCAGCUAGACCAACAGGAGAUGGAAAUAGAGGUCAUGCUACCUGAGGCCAGCCUUUGCUACCAGGCCCAGCAAGCCCCAGAAGCGGCCUUCACCCACAGCCCUCACCCACAGCCCCAGAAAGCCUGCCACUUGCCGACUGCACCUCGGUUCAUUCAGAAGCUGAGGAGCCAAGAAGUCGCCGAAGGAAGCAGAGUUUAUUUGGAGUGUAGAGUCACAGGAAACCCAACUCCCAGAGUCAGAUGGUUCUGUGAGGGGAAGGAACUGUACAACAGUCCCGACAUCCAGAUCCAUUGUGAGGGUGGGGAGCUGCACACCUUGGUCAUCGCUGAGGCCUUUGAGGACGACACAGGUCGCUACACGUGUCUGGCUACGAACCCCAGCGGCUCAGACACCACAUCAGCAGAGGUGUUCAUUGAAGGAGCCAGUUCAACGGACUCUGACAGUGAAAGCUUGCCUUUCGUAUCAAAAGCUGGAGCCAUGCCACAAGCUCAGAAGAAAACAACAUCCGUUUCCUUGACGAUAGGCUCCUCGUCUCCAAAGACAGGAGUGACCACAGCUGUGAUUCAGCCCUUAUCCGUGCCUGUCCAACAGGUUCACAGUCCAACGUCGUAUCUCUGCCGACCUGAUGGAACCGCCGUGGGCUGCCUUCUUCCUGUUUUUACUAAGGAACUACAGAACACAGCAGCCUCGGAGGGCCAGGUGGUGGUCCUGGAAUGCCGCGUCCGAGGAGCACCCCCUCUGCAGGUCCAGUGGUUCCGGCAAGGGAGGGAAAUCCAGGACUCUCCAGACUUCAGAAUUCUCCAGAAAAAACCGAGAUCAACAGCUGAACCGGAGGAGAUCUGCACCCUCGUCAUUGCAGAGACGUUUCCUGAAGACGCAGGCAUCUUCACCUGCUCAGCCAGGAACGACUAUGGAUCUGUGACCAGCACUGCCCAACUUACUGUCACCUCUGCCAACACGGAGAACUGUAGCUAUGACUCAAUGGGAGAAUCCAACAACGAUCACUUACAACACUUUCCACCUCCUCCCCCGAUCUUGGAAACAGGUUCCUGUGAGAUGGCAUCCCAGAAACCAUCUGAAAUCCAGCAGGUGAACAGCGCUGACUUAGGACUAAGCAUGGCAGCUCUUCAAAUGCAAUUCAACUCUGCCGAGAGGGAGACCAAUGGCGUUCAUCCCGGCCAUGGAGUCAACGGGCUGAUUAAUGGCAAAGCUUAUGGCGAUAAAUCUCCUCUAAAACCAGCUGCCCUGCUUUCGCCCACUAAGGAACCACCACCUCUCCUUGCCAAACCCAAACUGGAUCCUCUGAAGCUUCAGCAACUGCAGAACCAAGUGCGCCUAGAGCAGGAGGCGGGCGCCUGGCCGCCGGCGCCCCCGAGUGUCCCUUGCAACAGCAGCAGCAGUGGCAGCAGCGCACCCCCGUCGCCGCCCUUCCCGCCGCCGCCCCCCUUCCCCGAGCUCGCGGCCUGCGCGUCGCCGGUGUCCGCGGAGCCCAUGAGCACGCUGGCCUCCCGCACCGCCACCAUGCAGCCCUCAGGCUCCUUCAACUACGCCCGCCCCAAGCAGUUCAUCGCGGCGCAGAACCUGGGUCCCGCGUCGGGGCUGGCCACGCCCGCCUCCAGCCCCAGCUCCUCCAGCCUGCCGUCGCCGCUGUCGCCCACUCCCAGGCCGUUCGGCCGUGUGCCCGGGCCGCCCUUCGUGGAACCGGAGGCCAUGUGGGGCCCAUCCUCGCCCUCGCCACCGCCGCCGCCGCCGCCCGUCUUCAGCCCCACUGCGGCCUUCCAGGUGCCCGACGUGUUCCCGCUGCCGCCGCCGCCGCCGCCGCUGCCCAGCUCCACCGCGCACUGCGCCUCGCCCGCGCGCUUCGGUCCUGGCCAGACGCCUGCAGCCUUCCUCAGCUCCCUGCUACCCUCGCAGCCGCCACCCGUCGCUGUCAACGCCCUGGGGCUGCCCAAGGCCGUCACCCCCGUGGGAUUUCCAAAGAAGACCAGUCGGACUGCUAGAAUAGCCUCUGAUGAGGAGAUUCAAGGCACAAAGGAUGCUGUCAUUCAAGACCUGGAACGGAAACUUCGCUUCAAGGAGGACCUUCUGAACAAUGGCCAGCCGAGACUAACAUAUGAGGAAAGAAUGGCUCGCCGCCUGCUCGGGGCUGACAGCGCAAAUGUCUUCAACAUCCAGGAGCCAGAAGAAACAGCAGCCAAUCAGGAUGUUGGGGCUCCUCGGGCUUCUGUAGGGGGUCCUCUGGAUGGUCAAAAGGAGUACAGAGUUUCCAGCUGUGAGCAAAGGCUGAUAAGUGAGAUAGAGUACAGGCUGGAGCGCUCGCCUGUGGACGAGUCGGGGGAUGAGGUGCCCGACGCAGAGGUGCCCGUGGAAAAUGCAGCAGCACCCUUCUUUGAGAUGAAGCUGAAACAUUAUAAGAUCUUCGAGGGGAUGCCCGUGACUUUCACAUGCCGAGUAGCUGGGAACCCAAAGCCAAAGAUUUAUUGGUUUAAAGAUGGGAAGCAGAUCUCUCCAAAGAGUGACCACUACACCAUUCAGAGAGACCUUGAUGGGACCUGCUCUCUCCAGACCACAGCCUCUACCCUAGAUGAUGAUGGGAAUUACACAAUCAUGGCCGCCAACCCUCAGGGUCGUGUCAGCUGUACGGGACGGCUCAUGGUACAGGCUGUCAACCAGCGAGGCCGCAGUCCCCGCUCUCCCUCAGGCCACCCUCACGCCAGAAGGCCUCGCUCUCGCUCAAGGGACAGUGGAGAUGAAAAGGAGCCCAUUCAGGAGCGAUUCUUCAGACCUCACUUCCUGCAGGCCCCCGGGGACCUGACUGUCCAGGAGGGCAAGCUCUGCAGGAUGGACUGCAAAGUGAGUGGGUUACCAACCCCCGAUCUCAGCUGGCAAUUGGAUGGAAAGCCUAUACGCCCCGACAGUGCUCACAAGAUGCUGGUCCGUGAGAAUGGAGUACACUCCCUCAUUAUAGAGCCAGUCACAUCCCGGGACGCCGGCAUCUACACUUGUAUUGCCACCAACAGAGCAGGACAGAACUCAUUUACCCUGGAGCUUGUGGUUGCUGCCAAAGAAGCACACAAGGCCCCCGUGUUUCUCGAGAAGCUGCAGAACACAGGGGUCGCCGACGGGUACCCAGUGCGGCUGGAAUGCCGCGUUUCCGGAGUGCCACCACCUCAGAUAUUUUGGAAGAAAGAAAACGAAUCGCUCACUCACAGCACUGAGAGAGUAAGCAUGCACCAGGAUAAUCGUGGCUACGUCUGCCUGCUCAUUCAGGGAGCCACAAAAGAAGACGCCGGGUGGUACACGGUGUCAGCCAAGAACGAAGCCGGCAUUGUGUCCUGCACUGCCAGGCUGGACGUCUACACCCAGUGGCAUCAGCAGCCGCAGACCACCAAGCCAAAAAAAGUAAGGCCCUCUGCCAGCCGCUACGCAGCACUUUCGGACCAGGGACUCGACAUCAAAGCCGCCUUCCAACCUGAGGCGAGCCCAUCGCACCUGACACUCAACAGCGGCCUCGUAGAAAGUGAGGACCUGUGACCAGCACCCUUGUUGACGCUGAAAACUGAACACCAUUGCUUUGACCAACAUACUCCUCUGUCACGUUACGUAAAAGGCAGAAGUAUACUUUUGACAUUAAGAAAUUAAAAAAAAAAAAAACACCAAAAUCCUAUUUUCUUACUUAAUAGAGAGUCUAAAUAGGUGAUGCUUAUAGAGAUGUACACGUUGCACAGAAAAAUUCACAUUUACUGUCCAGGUUAAAACUUUUGGAAUUGCUGUGAUUAAAAUGGCCUAACAUGCCAAAAUGCCAAAAGAAAUCAACUAUCAAAGGUAACCACGAUUUAUGUUAUCUCUAAGUGCCUUUCAACACAAGCUAUAGGUGCUAAAGUGUGGCAGUGUGAAAUGUUUGACAGAUACUACAGUGACUCUGACUUGCAGUGUCUACAGACGGCUACAGUGAACCAAGUGCAAUAUGGAAGGAUGGAAAGAAUGGUGAUGAAAUCCAAGCGAAUGCCUUGUCUUUAAAAGUGCUUAUGUUAACUCAGAAGGAAGGAAUUCCUUGCCUCAUAGUUCACUCCUAUCAGGAGUUUUCCUUUUACGCUACCUUAAUAGGAAGCUUACUUAUAAUUCAUAGUAAAUAAAAGGCUAAUUUAAACCUGAACAACUGAAGUGUUCUAAAGAAAGCAGAUAUGUAUUAUAGUCCAUUCCACAAGAGGUAUCCAAACCACCCAAAUGACCAAGGCAUGUAGUGUUUGGAAGAAGCGGGUUUGGAAGGCAUGGAAAGAAUGAAGGAAGGAAUUGCUACCCACAUGGGAUCUCAUAUCCAUUUAGAUGAAAGCGCCAGGGGUGGGCCAGGCUCUUCUUUGGUUUUCCUCUAAACCUUAAAAACAUAGGUGCAAAAACACUGCCAUUAACCAGUCAAGGACUCAAGGGAGUCCUCUGGAAGUCUGGAGAGCAUGCGUGGGGGAGACUUCCGGUAGCUCAAAGUGUGUAGUAGCUGACGAUGUUAGUUAGUGUGUAGAGCAAGUUGGACAUGGUUGAGAUGGCAGGGGUGGCAUAAGUGGGAAGUCGCCUGUAAGGUCUCGUCUGCCUGAGGGAAAUGGAGAUGUGGGGGACAAGAACAGGCGUGUGCUGCAAUGAGUUUCUUUUCCACUGGCACUGAGAGGUGGUGAGUGGAGAUUACCGGUUCCCUUCACUCCCUCAUGCCACGGAACCUACCCUCCAGAGGGUGCCAGGCGCUGAGCAUCUGUAAAAGCAACUGCAAAGACCGCUUAUUGGAUGCACGGUUCUGCAUCAGCUAAAGUGUGUUGAUUCUGACCAGACUUGAUGACUUUAAGUCGGAACCAAUUUUUUUUUUUAAAUGAGAGAAAGUAAUUUGGCCUGGUAGUUUAAUACAUGAGGCUUUAAUGGUACUUUGCUAUGAAAAGAAAACACUGUGUUCCUCAUGCAAAACAGACUGUUGUUCACUAUUUAUAAAAGUGUUAAACUUUCUUAGCUCAGUUACUCAGUUCAUACAUAGUACUUCUUUAAAACAAUUUUGUAUCUGUAACCACCCGGUGUAUUUUGUAUUACUGCUUCACAUGCUUUCUACUUUUGUAAGGACACCAACCAACCGAGUUUAGCAGGCUUGAGCCCUGGACGGCGGAAGUUCCACGCAGUGCCGUGCCAGUCUCUUUGACCAUAGACACAUCGCUAAUGGGGGAGUUAAGUUACCACGCAGGGCCUCAUGGGCCUAUCUCUGUUGUAGAAUUGUGAUCUCUAUUAUAUCAUACUUGCCAAAUCUUUCUGAAUGUGACUUUUUUUUUUUUUUUUUUUUUUUGCUAAUUUGCUGGGCUUGGGAUUAACUAGCAUUCUUUUGCCACCUUUUAUGUUGUAUUUAUGAAAAAAAACAAAGUACUAUCAUCCUUUGGAUUGUUGUGCUGGUGUAAUGUGGACUUAACAUCAAUAAAUAAAUAUUUAACAAACA